This is a messenger RNA of Pestalotiopsis fici W106-1, 1239 nucleotides long. RefSeq lists its product as uncharacterized. The transcript has 2 exons. NCBI's taxonomy places the organism in Eukaryota, Fungi, Ascomycota, Sordariomycetes, Amphisphaeriales, Sporocadaceae. Bases 1 to 1239 code for a protein of 412 amino acids. The record is from RefSeq and is a predicted model, not a curated record.
AUGAAGGCCACACCCGGAACGGUCAACGACAUUAUCAUCACCGAGGAUAACACCGUCAACGGCACUGCUAGCCCUGUCAAGACUCAAACAAAUCUUUCCAGUGGCAAUGGUUCUUUUCAGAUAUCCAUAACAAACAACAUGGGCGCGAGUGGUGUCAAUGCAUACAUCACUGGUCGAAACGCAGCUGGGUCUGUUGUUUUCCUUUCACCACAAGGGGGUUGGUACUAUCCAGAUCCUCAUGGCAGUGCGGCUCCUGUUCAGAUCACCGAUGAUGUCAAGUUGCCACUUGGCGGGGCUGGAAGCAGCAGCACAUUUGCACUACCUGGGUACUUGAGCGCGGCUCGUGUAUGGAUUGCAGAAGGAGAACUGGAUUUCUUCACUGUGGCUUCCAAUGGUAUUCAACUGGUUGAACCGUCAUUUGCGAAUCCCAAAGAUCCCUCGACCGGUAUCAACUGGGGCUUUGUGGAGUUGACAUACCUCGCGGAGGGUCUCUGGGCAAACCUUUCCUUUGUCGACUUUGUUGGCCUUGUUAUGGGCAUGACCCUGACGCUUGGAAGCGGCGAGGUGCAAACCAGAAAGGGAUUGCGAUCAGAUGCGAUUGCAGGUAUUUGCAAGGAUCUUGUAUCGCAAAGCAAUGCCGACGGCCAACCCUGGGGUGACUUGUGCGUCACCGACGACAACGGCACCCCGCUGAGAAUCGUGGCACCCAAUAUCUACCUCAGCGACGACGGAGACGCCUUUUCGGAUUACUUCAACCAGUACAUUGACCAGGUGUGGUCUCGCUUUACAUCUGAGCCUCUGACGAUUGACACUCAGUCCGAUCCGGGCUUGGUCAAGUGCAAUGUCCAGGGCGGCAACAACCUCUUCUGUGACGGCGAUAACCGAAGCUAUAGCAAACCCUCAGCCGCGGAUAUCUUUGGCUGCAACUCUGGUCCAUUCGCCAUCAUUGAUGGGGAUAAUGCAGUCCACAAAGCUGUUGUUCCACGACUUUGCGCUGCCUUCAACCGAGGCACAUUCCUCCAAGAUGGAGGAAAUGUUCAACCAAAGCAGCCUAGCAGCGAUUACUACCAGUCAAACCCCAACAACCAUUACUCCCGUAUCAUCCACCAAUACGAGACUGAUGGACAAGGCUACGCAUUCUCUUACGACGAUGUCAACCCCGAUGGAGAGAACUCAGCUGGCCUCGUGGCUGGCCCAGACCCUCGAUUGCUGCACAUUGUCCUCGGAGGCAUUCAGUAA